Molecule: messenger RNA, 243 nt
Organism: Miscanthus lutarioriparius
Lineage: Eukaryota; Viridiplantae; Streptophyta; Magnoliopsida; Poales; Poaceae
Source: the annotation of a GenBank genome assembly
AUGGGCAAGUACGUGGAGCUGCUGGACAUGGGCGUGCGCAUCGCCGCGCGGUUCCACUCCCACUGCCCGCAGACCGCGCGCCUCUACUACCACCCGCCCGCCGGCACCGGGUCCCCCGCGGCGGCGGCCGGCGGGGACGGCCGCAAGGGCGACUCCGCCACCGCGUCCGCGGCGAUGAUGAUGAAGAAGCAGAAGUGGCAGAGGUUCGACGCCUCCGAGAUCAUCCUGCACACCGUCGUCUAG